This is a messenger RNA of Hibiscus syriacus, 962 nucleotides long. Its product is annotated as REF/SRPP-like protein At3g05500. The coding region runs from base 123 to 854 and encodes 243 amino acids. Lineage: Eukaryota; Viridiplantae; Streptophyta; Magnoliopsida; Malvales; Malvaceae. The transcript has 3 exons. The record is from RefSeq and is a predicted model, not a curated record.
CGUUUUCCACUCCUUUUCUCUCACAAAUUCAACGCCGAAAAAACCUACAAAUCAAUUGAAUCUCUGCCCCCAAAUUCUUCUUCUCUGUAAGGAAGAAAAAGCUGAAGUUUCUUUGCGUUUUAAUGGCUCAAGGAGACAAUUCCGAUAUCCAGCAGGAAAUGGCUAAAGAGGAAGAACAACAGAGGCUGAAAUACUUGGAAUUCGUGCAAGUCGCCGCCAUCCACGCUGCCUUGUCCUUCACCAGCCUUUACCUUUACGCUAAGGAAAGAUCGGGACCGUUGAAGCCUGGCGUCGAGACGGUCGAGGGGACCGUUAAGAACGUGGUCCGGCCGGUUUACGAUAAGUAUCGUGACGUCCCUGUUGAGCUUCUUAAAUUCGUUGAUGCCAAGGUUGAUGAAUCUGUCACCAAGCUAGAUAGUCGAGUCCCACCAGUCAUCAGGCAGAUGUCAACCAAAGCCGUCUCCGCCGCCCAAAAGGCUCCGGCGGUGGCUUCCGAUGUCCACCGUGACGGAGUGGUGAACACCGCCUCGGAAUACGCAAAAUCCGUGUACACCAAGUAUGAACCCACAGCGAAGGAGCUUUAUGCUAAGUAUGAACCCAAGGCUGAACAAUGUGCCGUCUCGACUUGGCGUACGCUCAAUAAACUCCCCCUCUUCCCUCGAGUCGCCUCGGUAGUCGUCCCGACGGCCGCUUAUUGCACCGAUAAGUAUAACCAGACGGUGGUUAUCGGAGCGGAGAAAGGGUAUAAAGUGGUCUCGUAUUUGCCCCUGGUUCCUACCGAGAAGAUUGCCAAGGUCUUCGGUGAGCAGAAGCCUGAAACGGAGCCAUUGGAGCCGGUGGCAUCCGCCAGUUGAUUUUGAUUUGAAUCUGUUUAUGGGGUUAUAUAUAUAAUCUGGAUUUGUUUUAUGCUUUUAGCUGGUGGCUUUUGUGAUCUGGAUUAAACUAUCUAUGGAUUUUUAUUU